AUGACCAACAGAACAAGUUUUGUUGAAAUGAAUGGACAAAACGUGGCAUUGACUGUAAACCAGGAGAAGGGAUAUCUGGUGACCCAUUGGGAGGAUGAAAUGAAUGGAGUAAAGAUACUCACUGAUUAUGUUACCCAGCUCUUCAAUAUUGAUGUAUUGGGAAUCACAUUCAAUCGUAAGCACAUUUGGAUGAUUGAUUGGGUGAAUACUGGACAACAGUCACAUGUCAAAAGUGUCAAUUGUGAAGACUGGAAAGACACUUUAACUGAAGACGAGCUGUUACAUAUACUGAGAGAUUGUCCCGCCUCGCUAGAAACUGUCAUCUAUUCAUCACCCCCUCCCAACUUCCAGUUUCGAGAUAAUUUCAGACAAAUUGAUUAUUUGUCCAUCAGUGACGGGUCAUGGGUGACAAUUGACAAUUUGCUCACAAUGGAUGGACGGGAGAUAAUGAUGUUCAAAUCUUCCUUGACUAAUAUUGAUAUAAAUACAUUUUUAAAGCAUUAA
Messenger RNA from Caenorhabditis remanei, 504 nucleotides. RefSeq lists its product as uncharacterized. Gene Ontology annotation, biological process: embryo development. The transcript has a single exon. The record is from RefSeq and is a predicted model, not a curated record. NCBI's taxonomy places the organism in Eukaryota, Metazoa, Nematoda, Chromadorea, Rhabditida, Rhabditidae. Bases 1 to 504 code for a protein of 167 amino acids.